GAGGCCCCGCCCCGGAACUGCGGUCGAGGCUGCAGCUGAGGCACUGCUGUGGCGGCUUCUGAAGCGGCUGACCCGCGCGUGAGGUAGCUGCGGCCCGUCCCCACGCGCAACCAUGAAGUUGAAGGAGACAAAAUCAAGGCCAAAGCCACCAAGCCGUGGCAAAUUUCAGACCAAAGGCAUCAAAGUUUUGGGGAAAUGGAAGCAGGUGAAGAUUGACCCAAACAUGUUUGCAGAUGGACAGAUGGAUGAUUUGGUGUGCUUUGAGGAACUGACAGACUACCGGUUGGUCUCUCCUGCCAAGAAUCCCUCCAAUCUCUUCUCAAAGGAGGAGCCCAAGAAGAGAAAGGUACAGGCUGGUUUAGAAGAAGAGGAAGGAGAGUCUAGUUCUCCAAAGAAAAAGAUCAAAUUGAAGAAGAGUAAAGAUGUGGUACCAGUUACUGAAGGAGCUAUUACUACCCAGAAAGAGUUUGAAGUCAACAAUGCUGAGCGAGAACCCCAGGGAGAUGACACUGUUUGUCCUGAUUCAGAGGUAGGGGUGAUGGCAUCCAGAAACCUGGUACAGACUGUUCCGAAAAAGAAGAAAAACAAAGGGAAAAAAAUAUUAGAGCCUUCCCAGAGCAUUGCCCCCAAGGUACCCAAAAAAGCAAAGACAUGGAUGCCUGAGGUGCAUGACCAGAAGGCAGAUGUAUCAGCUUGGAAGGACCUGUUUGUGCCCAAGUCAGUUCUCCGGGCACUCAGCUUUCUAGGCUUUUCUGCACCCACACCAAUCCAAGCUCUGACCUUGGUACCUGCCAUCCGUGACAGACUGGACAUCCUUGGGGCUGCUGAGACAGGAAGUGGGAAAACUCUUGCCUUUGCCAUCCCAAUGAUUCAUGCAGUGUUGCAGUGGCAGAAGAGGAAACCUUCACUCAUCCCGAGUAACACUAGACUUCCACUUGGAGAGACCGGGUCUUCAGCUGGAGCUGAGACUGGGUCACCAAGCAAGGCCACUACAGGGACUGGAAUGUUGCUUGAUGAGACUGUAAUUGAGAGUGAAGCACUACUCCCUGAGGCUGGAGCUGAGGUCAGAGGCGAGAUCAGUGCCUCAAUCUCUGACCAGGCACUGUUCCGUGAUGAUGAUGCUGGUGAAGGGCCUUCUUCCUUGAUCACAGAGAAGGCUGUCCCCAAACAGAAUGAGGACAAAGAGGAGGAGCAGACUGGAAAGGUAAAACAGGAGUUGGUGGAUGGCAACAUUGCUCCCUGUAAAUCACAUCCAAAGCAUCCUCUGCUUGGCCUGGUUUUGACUCCCACUCGAGAGCUGGCUGUCCAAGUCAAACAGCAUAUCGAUGCUGUGGCCAAGUUUACAGGAAUUAAAACUGCUAUUUUGGUUGGUGGAAUGUCUGCACAGAAACAGCAGAGGAUGCUGAACCGCCAUCCUGAGAUUGUGGUGGCCACUCCAGGUCGGCUGUGGGAGCUAGUUAAAGAAAGGCACUCUCAUUUGAGCAACCUUCGGCAGCUGAGGUGCCUGGUAGUGGAUGAGGCUGACCGAAUGGUUGAGAAAGGUCAUUUUGCUGAACUCUCACAGCUGCUAGAGAUGCUUAAUGACUCCCAGUACAAUCCAAAGAGACAGACACUUGUUUUUUCUGCCACUCUGACACUGGUACAUCAAGCUCCAACUCGAAUCCUUCAUAAGAAGCACAUCAAAAAAAUGGACAAAACUGCCAAACUUGACCUCCUCAUGCAGAAGAUUGGCAUGAGGGGCAAGCCAAAAGUCAUUGAUCUCACAACGAAUGAGGGUACAGUUGAGACACUGACGGAGACCAAGAUCCAUUGUGAGACAGAUGAGAAAGACUUGUAUCUGUACUACUUCCUGAUGCAGUAUCCAGGUCGCAGCUUAGUGUUUGCCAACAGCAUCUCCUGCAUCAAAAGGCUCUCUGGGCUCCUCAAAGUCCUGGAUAUCAUGCCACUGACCCUGCAUGCCUGCAUGCACCAGAAACAGAGGCUCAGAAACCUGGAGCAGUUUGCCCGUCUGGAAGACUGUGUUCUCUUGGCAACAGAUGUGGCAGCCCGGGGUCUGGAUAUUCCUAAAGUCCAGCAUGUCAUCCAUUACCAGGUCCCUCGCACCUCAGAGAUUUAUAUCCACCGAAGCGGACGAACUGCUCGGGCCACAAGUGAAGGCCUCAGCCUGAUGCUGAUUGGGCCUGAGGAUGUGAUCAACUUUAAGAAGAUUUACAAAACCCUCAAGAAAGAUGAGGACAUCCCACUGUUCCCUGUGCAGACGAAAUACAUGGAUGUAGUCAAGGAGCGAAUUCGUCUAGCUCGACAGAUUGAGAAAGCUGAGUACCGGAACUUUCAGGCUUGUCUGCACAACUCUUGGAUUGAGCAGGCAGCAGCUGCCCUGGAGAUUGAGCUGGAAGAAGAGAUGUAUAAAGGAGGAAAAGCUGACCAGCAAGAAGAGCGCAGACGACAAAAGCAGAUGAAAGUCCUGAAGAAGGAGCUGCGUCACCUGCUUUCCCAGCCAUUGUUCAAAGAGGACCUGAAAACCAAGUAUCCCACUCAGUCUGGGAGACUGCCCCAGCUCACGGCUGCCCCGAGGACUGGGGAGUCGGCCCUGAGCUGCCUCUCCAAACAGAAGAAGAAGAAGCGGCCAAAAGAGGAGCAGCAAGGAUUUCUGCAGCCAAGUACAAGUGCAGAUUAACUGCCCCUGGUCAGUGUUGGGGUCUGUUCUCUGGUUAUAUGUGAAAAGCUUCUUCCCACCCUGUGCUUCACUCCCCUGAGAACCCAUUAGGAAAAUUUACUGCUCUUCCCCCUUAGGAGGGACCUCUUGCAGGUUUAUGUUGUUUUGGAGUAAAUCCUACACAGUAGCUUGUUCUGUAUUCCAGUGCUUACAGGCUUCUUAUGUGUUCAGCUUGAUUUCCUGAAUUAAAAACAAUGGUUAGA
Molecule: messenger RNA, 2919 nt
Organism: Sciurus carolinensis (gray squirrel)
Lineage: Eukaryota; Metazoa; Chordata; Mammalia; Rodentia; Sciuridae
Gene: Ddx24
Product: DEAD-box helicase 24
Exons: 9
Coding region: 113-2677 (854 amino acids)
Cellular component (GO): nucleolus
Molecular function (GO): nucleic acid binding; RNA helicase activity; ATP binding
Source: RefSeq, a predicted model, not a curated record